Kickxella alabastrina is the source of this 606-nucleotide messenger RNA. Its product is annotated as acyl-CoA N-acyltransferase. The record is from RefSeq and is a predicted model, not a curated record. Gene Ontology annotation, molecular function: protein-N-terminal amino-acid acetyltransferase activity. NCBI's taxonomy places the organism in Eukaryota, Fungi, Kickxellomycota, Kickxellomycetes, Kickxellales, Kickxellaceae. Gene Ontology annotation, cellular component: NatC complex. The transcript has a single exon. Gene Ontology annotation, biological process: N-terminal peptidyl-methionine acetylation. The coding region runs from base 81 to 599 and encodes 172 amino acids.
CUUAAAUUGUUACAAUUUAUAACUCAUAUUUCAUAUUUCACAUUUCCUUUUAUAAUUCAAUUCCAUUCCCACAUCCUCAAAUGGCAGACGACAAUUCACAAAAAGAUAUCAUAUACACGACGUACGAGACCGAGACAGACCUCCUUCCAGCAAUACCGCUGAUUGAAGCAGACCUCUCAGAGCCCUACUCGAUCUACACAUACCGGUACUUUGUGCAGCAAUGGCCCGAGCUGUGCAUUCUGGCACAUAGCGCUGUGACAAAGGAGUGCGUCGGCGUGGUAAUCUGCAAGAUGGAGGAUCACCGGCGGCGCAUGGUGGACGGGUACUUUGACGACGAAAAGACGGCGUUGAUGCGCGGGUAUAUUGGGAUGGUCGCUGUGGACAAGAAGUAUCGCAAGCGCGGCAUUGGCAGCUCGCUGGUGAUCAGGGCGCUGGCGCAGAUGCAGCGGAUGGGCGCCGAUGAGGUUAUCCUGGAGGCCGAGGCGGACAACAGGGGCGCGCUGGCCAUGUACGAGGCGUUGGGCUUUGUGCGCGAGAAGCGGCUGCACCGGUACUAUAUGAGCGGCAUCGACGCGUUCCGGCUGAAGCUGUGGCUAUAAGCGAGGA